CCGCAGCUGUGGGGGGAGGGGGCGCUGGGGCAGCUGAAGAACUGCCCCCUCGGCUGACUGCCUGUUUCCUGUGCUUCUAACCCACCACGCAGAGUCACCAUGUCAGGGCCUGGAAGCAAGCGGGCAGCUGGAGAUGGGGGCUCAGGGCCCCCAGAGAAGAAAGCCAACAGGGAGGAAAAGACCACCACCACCCUGAUUGAGCCCAUCCGGCUAGGCGGCAUCUCUUCUACGGAGGAGAUGGACCUCAAGGUGCUGCAGUUCAAGAACAAGAAGCUAGCAGAGCGCCUGGAGCAGCGGCAGGCUUUUGAGGAUGAGCUGCGCGAACGCAUCGAGAAGCUGGAGAAGAGACAGGCCACUGACGAUGCUACCCUCUUGAUUGUCAAUCGCUACUGGAAGCAGCUGGAUGAAACGGUGCAAGUGCUACUGAGACGUUACGAUGGAGAUUGUGGGCAGUCUUUGGAGGAGCCCAAACUGGAGCUUGCAGGAGCGGAGUUAGAGGGGUCUCUUCUUGGACCAGAGGGAUCUGAGAGGAGAGAGGCAGUACUCUCCCCCAUCACUCCCCCUGCGCCCUGGAAGGCUGGGGGCCUGGUGCUGAACGAGACGGCCCUUUCCUUCCUGGCCACCUUGGCCAGCAGCAGCAGCGAAGAAAUUGAACUGCAGCUUCAGGAGCGCAUGGAGUUCUCUAAAGCUGCUGUCUCCCGCAUCGUGGAAGUUUCUGACAAGAUCCACCGGCGCACUGAGGAACUCUGCCAGAAGAUCCAUGCCCAUGUGGAAUUCGACCAGCUGGAAGAUGCAGUGAAGGCACUCACCAAAGAGCUGACGAGGGAGAACCGGCAUCUACAGGACUUAACCACCCAGUUGCAGGAGAAGCAUCACAAGAUCUCCCUGGAGUACACAGAGCUGCAGGACAAGGUGACCUCCUCAGAGACCAAAGUGCUGGAGAUGGAGACCACCAUUGAAGACCUGCAGUGGGAUAUCGAGAAGCUGCGCAAGCGAGAGCAGAAGCUGAACAAGCACCUGGCCGAAGCCCUGGAGCAGCUAAACUCUGGGUACUAUGCGUCAGGCAGUUCUGGCGGCUUCCAAGGUGGGCAGAUCACACUUAGCAUGCAGAAGUUUGAGAUGCUGAAUGCAGAGCUGGAAGAGAACCAGGAACUUGCUAACAGCCGCAUGGCAGAACUGGAGAAGCUGCAGCAAGAAAUGCAGCAGGCAGUCAGGACCAAUGAGAAGCUGAAGGUGGCCCUGCGGAGCUUACCUGAGGAGGCCGUGAAAGAGACGCUGGAGUUCAAAGUGCUGCAGUCCCAGUUCUCGCUGCUGUACAAUGAGAGCCUGCAGGUGAAAACGCAGCUGGAUGAGGCCAGGGCCCUGCUACUCACUACCAAGAACAGCCACCUGCGCCACAUCGAACACAUGGAGAGCGACGAGCUGAACCUGCAGAAGAAGUUGCGGACAGAGGUGAUCCAGCUGGAGGACACGCUGGCGCAGGUGCGCAAGGAGUAUGAAAUGCUGCGCAUCGAGUUCGAGCAGAACCUGGCUGCCAAUGAGCAAGCAGGCCCCAUCAACCGGGAGAUGCGCCACCUGAUCAGCAGCCUCCAGAACCACAACCAUCAGCUGAAGGGCGACGUGCAGCGCUACAAGCGCAAGCUCCGGGAGGUGCAGGCAGAGAUCAACAAGGUGCGGAUGCAGCAGAGCGGCUUUCCCUCUGGCUUGGUGGCCACACCCACCACGCCAGGGAGCGAGGAGCCGGCAGCUCUGCUCGGGGCCCCUGCGGGAGCCGCCGUGAAGGAGGAGGACGGAGCAGCCCCCUCCGAGGUGAAGAAAGAGCCCAGGGAGGCGCAGGUGAAGAAGGAGCCCAAGGAGGAGGCAGCAGUGGCGGCACCCCAGCCACUCGGGCUGCACGAGGGCAUGAAGAAGGAGGAAGAGGAGCUGCCUGCCCCCCAGCCCCCCACGCCGCAGCCGCCCCCACCCCCUCGAGCCAAGGAGCCUGAGCGGUCCAAGGGGCGGGGGACAGAGCGGGGAGGGGAUCGUGAGAGGUCGCGGGACCGGGACAAGGAGACCUGCUCGUCCUCAUCUUCCGCAUCGUCCUCUUCCUCACGGGAUCGGGAGAAACAGAAGGGGGGCGGCAGCAGUGGAGGCUGUGAGGAUGCCAAGAAGAAAGAUUCGGAUCUGCUCAAACAACUGAGAACUGAUCUCAAAAAAGCUCAGGAGAGCCAGAAGGAAAUGAAGCUUCUCUUAGACAUGUACAAGUCAGCCCCCAAGGAGCAGCGGGACAAAGUUCAGCUGAUGGCCGCUGAGAAGAAAACCAAGGCAGAGGUGGAGGAGCUGCGGGUGAGGAUCCGUGAGCUGGAGGAGAAGGAGAAGAAGGAGAGCAAGAAAAUGGCAGAUGAAGAUGCUUUGCGUAAGAUCAAGUUGGCCGAGGAGCAAAUUGAGCACUUGCAGAAAAAGCUGGCUGCAACCAAGCAGGAGGAGGAGGCUCUUCUGUCUGAAAUGGAUGUGACAGGCCAGGCUUUUGAGGACAUGCAGGAGCAGAACAUGCGGCUGAACCAGCAGCUACGCGAGAAGGAUGAUGCCAACUUCAAGCUGAUGUCUGAGCGCAUCAAGUCCAACCAGAUCCACAAACUGCUGCGGGAGGAGAAGGAUGAGCUGGCUGAACAGGUGCUGGCUCUCAAGUCUCAGGUGGACACCCAGCUUUUGGUGGUACAGAAACUGGAGGAGAAGGAACGUGUCCUGCAGGGGAAUCUGGGCACAGUGGAGAAAGAGCUGACUUUGCGCAGCCAGGCCCUGGAGCUGAACAAGAGGAAGGCGGUAGAGGCUGCCCAACUGGCAGAAGACCUGAAGGUGCAGCUGGAACAUGUGCAGUGUAAACUAAAGGAGAUCCAGACCUUUAUGGCUGAGAACCGGGCAGCCAAGGAGAAGGAGUCUUUCAACCUCAAAAGAGCUCAGGAGGACAUCUCUCGCCUACGGCGCAAGCUGGAAAAGCAGCGCAAGGUGGAGGUGUACGCAGAUGCUGAUGAAAUACUGCAGGAGGAGAUCAAGGAGUACAAGGCCAAGCUGACCUGUCCCUGCUGCAACACACGCAAGAAGGAUGCCGUCCUCACCAAAUGCUUCCAUGUCUUCUGCUUCGACUGCGUCAAGACGCGCUACGACACCCGCCAGCGGAAGUGCCCCAAGUGCAAUGCAGCCUUCGGUGCCAAUGACUUCCAUCGCAUCUACAUCAGCUGAGCACUUGGGCCCGAUUCCCCCAUCAGGGGAUCCCCCUUCAUAGACUCUGUCUAGGCCUCUUGCAGAGACCUGCCUUGGGUCCAGCUGGGACAUCUCCCCCCAAGUUCUUUGGCUCGUGUCUCUGGA
Molecule: messenger RNA, 3345 nt
Organism: Varanus komodoensis (Komodo dragon)
Lineage: Eukaryota; Metazoa; Chordata; Lepidosauria; Squamata; Varanidae
Gene: RNF40
Product: ring finger protein 40
Exons: 20
Coding region: 100-3219 (1039 amino acids)
Cellular component (GO): nucleus; HULC complex
Molecular function (GO): metal ion binding; ubiquitin protein ligase activity
Source: RefSeq, a predicted model, not a curated record